This is a messenger RNA of Budorcas taxicolor (takin), 1192 nucleotides long. RefSeq names its product peptidylprolyl isomerase E (gene PPIE). Gene Ontology annotation, biological process: protein peptidyl-prolyl isomerization; protein folding. The record is from RefSeq and is a predicted model, not a curated record. Gene Ontology annotation, molecular function: RNA binding; peptidyl-prolyl cis-trans isomerase activity. Gene Ontology annotation, cellular component: intracellular membrane-bounded organelle. Lineage: Eukaryota; Metazoa; Chordata; Mammalia; Artiodactyla; Bovidae. The transcript has 10 exons. Bases 1 to 906 code for a protein of 301 amino acids.
AUGGCCACUACCAAGCGAGUGCUGUAUGUGGGUGGACUCGCAGAGGAGGUGGAUGACAAAGUUCUCCACGCUGCUUUUAUCCCUUUUGGAGACAUCACAGAUAUCCAGAUUCCUCUGGAUUAUGAAACAGAAAAGCACCGAGGAUUUGCUUUUGUUGAAUUUGAGUUGGCAGAGGAUGCUGCAGCAGCUAUUGACAACAUGAAUGAAUCUGAGCUCUUUGGACGGACAAUUCGUGUCAAUUUGGCAAAACCCAUGAGGAUUAAGGAAGGCUCUUCUAGACCAGUUUGGUCUGAUGAUGACUGGUUGAAGAAGUUUUCUGGGAAGACGCUUGAGGAGAACAAAGAGGAGGAGGGGUCAGAGCCCCCCAAAGUGGAAACACAGGAGGGAGAGCCUGCUGUAAAAAAGGCCCGGUCAAACCCUCAGGUGUAUAUGGAUAUCAAGAUUGGGAACAAGCCAGCUGGCCGCAUCCAAAUGCUCCUGCGUUCAGAUGUCGUGCCCAUGACUGCAGAGAAUUUCCGCUGCCUGUGCACCCACGAGAAGGGCUUUGGCUUCAAGGGCAGCAGCUUCCACCGCAUCAUCCCCCAGUUCAUGUGCCAGGGCGGUGACUUCACCAACCACAACGGCACCGGGGGCAAGUCCAUCUACGGGAAGAAGUUUGACGAUGAAAACUUUAUCCUCAAACACACGGGACCAGGCCUGCUCUCCAUGGCCAACUCUGGCCCAAACACCAACGGCUCCCAGUUCUUCCUCACUUGUGACAAGACGGAUUGGCUGGAUGGCAAGCAUGUAGUGUUUGGGGAGAUCACGGAUGGCCUGGACGUCUUGCGGCAGAUUGAGGCCCAGGGCAGCAAGGACGGGAAGCCCAAGCAGAAGGUGAUCAUCUCCGACUGUGGGGAAUACGUAUGAGGGGAGCUGUCAACUCGGGGAACCGGCACCCGAGGUGUCCCGUUGGCAGCGAGCAGGGCUUCGUGUCGUGGCCCUUCCUCGGGGUCAGCAUGGGGCAGCUCCUUUGCAGGCACAGUCUGCGCCGCCUCUGGUCUUCCUCAGGUGUGGCCUUGGGCCCAGGGCUGCCCUCCCCACUGUGGACAGCUGUGCGUGGUCUUUCCAGGCCUUUGCCACCGGGGCUUCUCAUGGGCCCACCUGUGUGACUCCUGGACAUUUUCUUCGGGUAAAAUAAAUCCUAGUUUUUGUA